AGCGGGGGAGGACCGGGGCCGCUGCUCCUGCUGAAAGGCGAGGAAACAUGAGGACCGCGCACCGCGCCGCCGCGGAGGGAGCACCUUAUUACCGGAGGUGAAAUGGGAAAAAUGAGCGAGGACGCGCGCCCAGACGAUGAUAGCUACAUAGUGCGCGUCAAAGCGGUGGUGAUGACCAGAGACGAGUCGAGCGGCGGGUGGUUGGCGCAGGACGGUUGCCUGAGCAGAGUGGGCGUGUGCAGACUGCUUCCGAAUGAACUGCUGGGACGCAACACUUUCCUUAUCCACGGAGAACGUCUCAAAGACAAGCAGGUGAUUCUGGAGUGCUUCUUAAAAAAGGACCUGGUUUACACGAAGGCCACGCCCACCUUUCACCACUGGAAGGUGGACAACAAAAAGUGUGGUCUGACCUUCCAGAGCCCGGCCGACGCCCGAGCUUUCGAUCGCGGGGUCAGGAAGGCCCUGGAGGACUUAACUGAAGGCUCGACAACAUCCUCAUCGACGCUGCAGAAUGAAGCGGAGCUCGGCGAUGACGACGUCUUCACGACUGCCACCGACAGCUCAUCCAACUCGUCCCAGAAGAGAGAGCCGCCGAUGCGCGCGCUCACUCCGCCCAACUUUUGUGAGCCCCGCCGGCACCACUGCAUCCUGGGACAUUUGUACGAGCAGCAUCGGCCCUCUGAUCACUACUUCCUGGACCAGGUGAAUACGGCGGUGCACAUGUUUCCUCGUCACGUCAGCUUCCAGUUGGAGGAGGAGGAGGUCGUACGCAUCAACCCCCGUGAGCGGACCUGGCUCACAGGCUACGAGGAUUACCGCCACGCAAACUCCACACGUGACAAACUCACCCAGCCCCACAACCCGGAUGCCUGCGUGCACUUUACCAAGAGCGAGCCGCCCAAACAUGACUACACCUACCCGUACCCUCUGAGCUGUGAUGUGCAGCGAGGCUGUGAGGCACAGCGAGGCUGCGACGGAAAACCGAGCUGCCUCGAGCUGGGUGGUGGCCACAGGGCGGUGGUGACGGUGCAGCCGCGAGCCCCGCAGCCCAAAGGCAAACGUCGGAAAGAUGACGGGGAGCGUUCACGCUGCGUUUACUGUCAGGACAUGUUCAACCACGAUGACAAUGGGCGGGGCCGCUGCCAGGAAGCACCCGACCCUAUUCAGACCUGCAUCCGGCGGGUGAGCUUCAUGUGGUGCGCAGACAGCCUUCUGUACCACUGCAUGUCCGAUCCGGAGGGCGAUUACUCGGACCCGUGCUCUUGCGACACCACAGACGAGCGUUUCUGUCUGCGCUGGACAGCGCUGGUGGGUCUGUCGCUGCUGGCUCCCUGCAUGUGCUGCUACGCCCCCCUCAGGGCGUGCUACCGCUGCGGCGUGGCCUGCCACUGCUGCGGUGGGAAGCACAAAGCUGUAGGCUGAGGCGUUGCAGGCCCCGCCCACUCCACAGUGACAGCUAGGUCUCACGAGGGGAAGCAGGGAAACGGAGGCCGCUGUGAUUUCUACGUUGUUGUCGUUUUGUUGUUGUUGUUGGUCUUCAUUUUCCGAAGGAGGAGAGGAACUCACACUGCGUGUUGAUGGCCGGAAAUAACAAAGUUCCCCGACGUCCACAAAGCUUAUGCUCUUCAUGAGGAAUAUUCAUUUCUGUAUAAAAGUAUUAUAUGUACAUGUUUAAUACUUUUAUAUAGAUGACAGGUACAUUUAUAUUUUUACACUCAUGCGUUUUAAAGGCUGUAUGUGUGGGGUUUUUCUGCAUUGUGGUGCCAUGUUUGUAGAGCUCACUGACACUGCGAAAACGUUCCACCCUGAUUCGUGUUAGGACCGAAAACUGAGCUGUGGCUCAGUCGCGCUGUGGCUAGCCGAGCUUAGCUGAAGCUGAUGUUUAUCAGCGGGCUCUUCAAAAACAGCCGUGCUAACUGUUUCUUAGUUUCAUGCAUGCUCAGCUAGGGAAACCACACAGCUGUGCGUACAUAAAAGCAGCUUAGUCCUUUCUGUGCAAAGCCCUGUCAGCAUAGUCGCUAAGGGUUAGCGGGUAAAGGUUAGCGGGUAAGGGUUGGUUCCCAGGCCACAACAAAGCAAUCAGCAGUUUUCUUUGCUCUCGUUGGUGGCUGCUUCAGUCGCUUCAACAGAGUAGAGGAAAGCUUGUUCCCAUCAUCACUACAAAUCUAAAGAGGAUCCAGUCUGCUCAGUUCCAGCUCUGUAGUUUCGUUCUGUUGGACUCUGGCAAAGUAAAAAGGCAACACGUCACUGCAUUGAACACAACAGCUGGUCUGAAGCUUAGUACAGUGCGUAAAAGGGACAUGACAAGAUCACCCACUGGCCCCGAGACCCUCUGUGAUCCAGGUCUGUCGAGGACUCUGAAGAGCUUCUUCAGGACCUAAACUUCUGUUUAGUAGUUUGGAUGUGAUCUGUCCAAACUGCUAUACAGAACAUCUGGUUGUUUGUCCAUUUCACAGCCAUAAGCUAUCACGACUGUUAAAAUAUGACUGUAUAAAAAAAAUAAAUAAAUAAACACAUAAGAAAUUCCCACUGGAAGAUGAGCCUGGUAUCAAAUGUAGGUAAAAAG
Messenger RNA from Archocentrus centrarchus (flier cichlid), 2566 nucleotides. RefSeq names its product sprouty related EVH1 domain containing 2a (gene spred2a). The transcript is spliced from 6 exons. The record is from RefSeq and is a predicted model, not a curated record. Gene Ontology annotation, cellular component: membrane. The coding region runs from base 103 to 1422 and encodes 439 amino acids. Gene Ontology annotation, molecular function: protein kinase binding. Gene Ontology annotation, biological process: negative regulation of MAPK cascade; multicellular organism development. Lineage: Eukaryota; Metazoa; Chordata; Actinopteri; Cichliformes; Cichlidae.